Messenger RNA from Pundamilia nyererei, 10325 nucleotides. RefSeq names its product WNK lysine deficient protein kinase 3 (gene wnk3). Gene Ontology annotation, molecular function: protein serine/threonine kinase activity; ATP binding. The coding region runs from base 999 to 7544 and encodes 2181 amino acids. Gene Ontology annotation, biological process: protein phosphorylation. The record is from RefSeq and is a predicted model, not a curated record. NCBI's taxonomy places the organism in Eukaryota, Metazoa, Chordata, Actinopteri, Cichliformes, Cichlidae. The transcript is spliced from 24 exons.
CUGAUGAUGAGCCCUGUGGCAAGUGAGAACUGGCAGGCGGCGCGCGCUCAGUACACGCGAGAAACUGCAGAAGGCCGUUGGACUCGUACGUUGUAAAUUAUGUACAUAAGUUGCUGAUAUUUUCCGGAUACACAUGAAUGGCGUGUUGGUCAACUUUGAGCCGACAAACCGAGCAGCGAGUGAGAAAAUCUGUAGACCGACGGCAAGCAUCGUCUAAACUGGAUACACGUAUCCCAAGUGCUCCGCGCCCGUGUCUCACACAGACCGAGGAUCGACGACUCCGGUGGGGAUUUUCAACCUGACAACACCGCGAGAAGCCUGUAAAAUGUAAAGAGGGAAAAAAACGACAGCAACAAACGAGCCCAGCGGAUUUUUUAUUUUUGUUUUGCCGAAGCUUUUUUAUUAUACAUUUUUUGAGCGUGUGUAAAAUAUUUUUGUAGGCAGAAAGUCCAGUGUAAAUCUCCUGUAAAUAACACCAAGGUUUGUAGAUAGAUAGCCUACUAUAUCCAGUUUUCUGUGAGUUUGCUAGCUAUUCAGUCUAAAUAACGCUGGACCGACGAGCUGCGAUGUUGCAUUUGGGUUUACUUGAAGAUUUCCGCAUCAGAGUUUGAAAUAAUAACAGUGCUGCUUACCCCAGCUGGCUUGAAAAAAUCCCUCCUAGUUUCCUGUGUUUGUUUGAGCCCUGAGAUGUGUGAUUCUUUUUGAUUAGCACCGAACAAGUCGCUCCUGAAGAAAAUGUAGGCAAUGCUGAGAAGGAAAGUGAAGAUAGAAACAUCUCACCCUGCUUCUGUGCUUCUGUAAAGCAGCAGAGUAAAAGAGUCCGAGGAAGACGACGGAGGAAAAGAGUGACAGAGUGACCCGUUUGAUCAAGGACAGCAGUCUCUUAACACGUUAAAAGAAGUGAGAGGGUGACCACAGAAAAAGAGAGAGACGGGGACUGACGGAGGAACAAAGGUUUGGAGGAGGAGGUCUAGCAGGGGUGGGAAAGCCCAUUCCCCAUGGCUACUGACCCAGGAGAGCCCGCAGGCACCGAGGAUUCCUCGGAGAAACCUGAUGGACAGAAGGAGGAGGACCCGGAGUGGGAGGGCAGGGUCGACCAACAGAGGGAGAGGACAGACAGCACCCCUAUGGACUCAUCCUCCUCCCAGACAGAAGCAGGGAGAGCAGCAACAGAAGAAGAUGGAGGAAUCAGAGGAGGCGGUGGUGGAGGAGAAGCCUCCCAGGAGGAGACCGUACUCAGACCUAUUUCAUUCUCCACACCCUCCCUACCCAUCGAUACAGGUCAGAAACGACUAAGAAGGGAGAAGCGCUUCUUCAGGAAGAGUGUGGAGAUUUGUGAGGAAGACGAUGAGGUGGAUGUACCCACCUUGGCAUCACAUAGUGCCCCCCACCUGGAGCUGCGCUCAUCAGACUCAGUCUUUAGUAGUAGUCCCCAGCAGCAUGGGGUUGCUUCAUCCUGUGCAACCUUGGGACAUGAACCGUCUUGCACCAGCUCAGUCCAUGAGCCUGGGAAAGAUGCUCCUUCAUCUGCACCUGUACCGAGGGGGAAGGAGAGGGACCGAGAACAGGAAGAGGAGGCAGAGAUGAAAGCUGUUGCUACCUCUCCUGGAGGAAGGUUCCUCAAAUUUGACAUAGAACUAGGCAGAGGAGCCUUCAAGACCGUCUAUAAAGGCCUAGACACCGAGACUUGGGUGGAGGUGGCUUGGUGUGAACUUCAGGAUCGCAAGCUGACCAAGGCAGAGCAGCAACGCUUCAAAGAAGAGGCAGAGAUGCUAAAGGGGCUUCAGCACCCCAACAUCGUCCGCUUCUAUGAUUCCUGGGAGUCUGUACUUCGUGGAAAGAAGUGCAUUGUACUAGUCACUGAACUCAUGACAUCAGGAACACUCAAAACUUACCUGAAGCGCUUUAAGGUGAUGAAACCCAAGGUCCUUAGAAGUUGGUGUAGGCAAAUUCUGAAAGGCCUUCACUUCCUUCACACCAGGACUCCACCAAUUGUCCAUCGGGACCUCAAGUGUGACAACAUUUUUAUAACAGGCCCCACAGGAUCAGUCAAGAUCGGUGAUCUGGGACUGGCCACUCUUAUGAGGACCUCCUUUGCAAAGAGUGUUAUAGGAACCCCGGAGUUCAUGGCUCCAGAGAUGUAUGAGGAGCACUAUGAUGAGUCUGUGGACGUAUAUGCCUUUGGGAUGUGUAUGCUGGAGAUGGCUACUUCAGAGUACCCCUACUCUGAGUGCCAAAAUGCUGCUCAGAUCUAUCGCAAAGUCACAAGCGGUAUAAAGCCAGCCAGCUUUGACAAAGUAAAUGACCCAGAGAUCAAAGAGAUCAUUGAAGGCUGCAUUCGUCAGAACAAAAGCCAGAGACUCUCCAUUCGAGACCUGCUGAACCAUGCUUUCUUUGGGGAGGACACAGGCGUCCGGGUGGAACUAGCUGAGGAGGACACAGGCAUCCAGGACUGCCUGGCUCUCCGAAUUUGGGUUGAAGACCCCAAGAAGCUGAAGGGGAAGCACAAGGACAAUGAGGCCAUUGAGUUCAGCUAUGACCUGGAAAAUGAUAGUGCUGAAGAAGUGGCUCUAGAGAUGGUGAAAUCAGGCUUCUUUCAUGAAAGUGAUGCCAAAGUGGUCGGAAAAUCCAUCCGGGACAGAGUGAACCUAAUCAAAAAGUCAAGGGAGCGUCGACAGCAGCAGGUCCUUCAGCAGCAGGGCUUUGAAGAACGAAGAGACUCCACUCUCACUUCCUACACCUUUACUCAUCCAUCUUACCCAUCCUCGCUGGUGCAGGGGGUAGCUGGACACACGGGAGACGGAGGGGGAGGUGGAGUGCAGGAGUCCGAGGAGCUUCCUGAAGUGGACCAACAUGUCAGGCAGCAAAAUAUUUUCAGUGGGGCAACCCUAAAUCUGCCAGAAGGGGAGAGCAUUGGAUCUGCAAGCUGUGAAUCUUAUGCGAGUGGACAGAGCCAGGCAUACUCUCUGCAGGGGGACUCAUAUACCCACUCACAGACCUCAUUACCCACAGUUGCAUCUAGCACUGGUGCAUUGCCUCAUCCUCAGAUGCCCCCCAUUGGUGAGAGUACAAGUGUUGCUACUAUACCUCUUGGGCCGAGUGUUAGUAUGACAAGCAUGUCCUUAGGACAAAGUGGAGGAGGACCCAUGGGUCAGACAUUUCUUCACUCCGGUACCGUGGUUCCGCAGGUAUCACCAAGUGUACCUCAACAAUACUUUCAGGAUGGUCCUUGUAAGACAAGUGCAGAUCGUCAUUCUUCAUCAGGGUGUAUACCAGCCAGUGGCGAAGACCCCUUGCCUCUCUUGGCAAAUGGAAAAUUAGAGAAACUUAAGUCUCAGAGACGAGCUUCCAGCCAGAAGUCUGAGAAACACCAGUUUCAACUGAGCAUGCUUCAGGUGUCCGGCAGUGGGGACAAUAUGGUGGACUGUCAGUUGGAGACUCACAGCAACAAGAUGGUGACAUUUAAGUUUGACAUUGAAGGGGAUGCACCCGAGGACAUAGCAGAUUACAUGGUGGAGGAGGACUUUGUCCUUGAUGUGGAGAAAGAAACAUUUGUCGAGGAGCUCAGAGCGAUAGUUAAGAAAGCCCAUGAAAUUCUUCAGACACAUUCAGAGACUGGAUCGACUGACCAGUUACAAGUCAGCACUCCCACUUACUCCAUGGACCCAGUGCCCCAUUCCUCCCCAGUGGGACGUUGGCGGUUCUUUAUCAACCAGACUAUCCGCCACAGAGACUCUCUUUCCAGUCAGGGAGCAACCACACCAUCACCCACUGCAGAGACAAGGAUUCCCCAGUCUCCUAAAAGAGAGAAAGAAAGUGAAGGAUCCCAAAGUCUGGAGUCCUUGAGUGGAAUGGGCUCUCCUUCCUACCCCACCCUUUCUGCCACCUCCCCCCUAGACUCCACUGUUUCAGUACCUACUUCCAUGAGCCCCUCUGCUACCGCAGCCCCUGUUCAUCACACAGCACCUGAAACCAGGCCUGGACCAGCCUCUGUCCCUGUCACCACCUCAACUGGCCUUAUCUCAGCUUCUGCUGACCAAAUUUCUAUUGCUCCUUUAACUAUAGCAACAUCUGCUGCUGCUCCUGAUGCUAACCUCACCAGCUUGUCCGCUGCUCCUGCUGUUGUGUCUCCCUCACCCAUCACUAUUCAUCCUGAUAACCUGACUUCUCCUGGAACCAGUGUUUGUUCCACUGCGAGUCAAAGUGUAGAUGAUACUCUGAUCUCUGCUUCAAGGCCCCGUAUGUCUGCCGUGGACCAAUCUUCAGCCUCUUUUCAUUCCCCUUCUCCUGCUGUAGUCAUCCCUUCUACUGUAAGCCAACUUGGCAUAGAGCAGCAGCAGACAUACACCCAAGUAGCCCAACCAGCCCCACAACAGCCACACCAACAGCUACAGUCUGCAUCACAGCAGCAAGUACCAUCACCACAACAGAAACUGCAGUCCCAACAUCAGGUGUACCACGAACAAGUACCACUACAGCAGGAACGAGCACUUCAGCAGUCUCUCCAGCAGUUGCAUCAGCAGCAGCUAAUUCAAACACAAAUACCACUUCAACAACAGCUGACUGAGGUGCAGGGAAUGUCUCAGCAUUGUCAUUCAGAGGUGUUACAGCAGUCUCUGCCUCUGCCACCUUUUCCUCAGCAGCCAACCGAACAACCCCUUGUUCAACAGCAGACAUCAAAGUUUUCCCCACAGUUGCUGCAGCAGCCUCAGUUACAGCAGUUACAACAGCAGAUUAUGAGUCCUGCUGGUCCAUUGCCCCCCAAACAAGCCCACAUUGAUCAACAGCAGCAGCAGCAGCAACAGUUAAACCUACAACAGACAUUACACUUACAGCAGCAGCAGCUACAGCAGCAUCAGAUGUUUAUGGGUGCUGCAAUUUUGAAACCAGAUCAAAACCAAAUGCUGCCCCUAUCAGUUAGUCAGCAGUUUCUUCAACAGCAGACACAGCUAAAUGUUUGCCCAGUACCACAACAGCAGGUCCCACAACAAACCCAAGUGCCUGUUGAGCUGUUAUCACAACACAUACAGGCACAGAAACAAUCACAAUAUACUGAGCAGCAACAGGAGAUGGUUAAAGCUGUGGACACGCCCCUCAAACAGCUGCAGUUUCCACUACAGAAGCAGUCCUCCUUACAGAUGUCAGAGUCAGAGGUGUCCACGGGAGAGACAAGUGUUACAGAGGACACAGGGAGUUAUUCUGCCCCCUUUCAUCCCUCCUCUGACUCCUCUCUGCCACCUCUGCAUCUGGGAACUGCUGAAACCCCCUUACCCACAUUCUCCCACGUAAUGACGCCAUCCCCUGUUCAACCUUCCUCCGUAGCCGAGUCAGACAGCGAAGGCCCCCCCAAAAUUGAAUUUGUAGACAACCGCAUAAAAACCUUGGAUGAAAAGCUAAGGAAUUUGUUGUAUCAGGAGUACAGCAGUGGGACAGCACUGGCUGGGGGGGCUACCUCUUGCCCAACAUCAGCUGCCUCCACAUCAGCAGGUGGUGAUGAGUCAUCAGAGCCACAGUCAAUCCACCACUCAUCUUUCCCCCCACCUGCCUCCAUCUCAGAUACUUCCCCACAGUCCUCAUCCUCCACUACUUCCUCCACCACCUCCCGUUCGUCUUCCACCUCUCCUGACCCAGAGAGAGAAGGAGGUGGAGAGAAAGCUUCCAAAGAGGUGCCCAACUCUAUGGAGUUGGACCCAGUGGAGCAGCAGCUUGGCCCAUCACUCCUCACCACCUCUGUCUCAUCCAGCCCACCCACCCCUCUUCUGCCUCCCAAUCAGGAUGACUCUGCUGGGCCCCAACGCCCACCUGUACCAGGAGAACCAACCAUUCUUGCUGUACCCUCACAUUCUGACACCAGUGCCAUUGGAGAUGCAUCAUGGCCCCCCAAUCAGCAACCGAUCCCCCUCCGGCACGGACAGCAGCAGCACAAUGCAGGAGGUGGAUAUUUUGGCCUAAACCUGACAUGUCCUAGUAUCAGAAAUCCUGUUAGCAAGAAAUCCUGGACUCGAAAAUUCAAAAACUGGGCAUGCAAACUGCGUCACUCCGCCAGCUUGUUCAAGAAGCCCAGAGUCCAGCAAGAAGCAGAUUCAAGCAGUCAGCUGUUUAAAGAUGGGAAGGCAGGAGCACCACUUAAUCCACCGCAGCCUUCUAAAGGACGUUUUCAGGUGACUCCAGUGCCCCAGACCUCUCCUCCAAAGGAUCGCCCAUCGGGCCAUGGUGGCACUCACAGAAAAGUUGGCCGUUUCUCUGUGACCCAGACUGAGACUAAGAAAGAUGACAGGCAGACUGACAGCUCGCCAGUGUCUCCUGAUUUGGUGAGGGAGAGGAGGAAAUCUCGGGCAAAGGAAGGAGAUAAAGAAGAAAGUAAGAGAACUCCAUCAAUGGCCCACGCUCCUCGAGGUCCUGGCCACAGCCACUCACCCCUUGGAAGCAGUGAUGAUGAUGAUGAGAGUGAGCUGGAGGAUGAAGACCUGCGAAGAGAAUUACACAAGCUCAGAGAAAAGCACAUCAAAGAGGUGGUUUCCCUUCAGGCUCAGCAGAACAGAGAGCUCCAGGAGCUGUACAGACAGCUUCGUUCCCUCAAAGACCAAAGACAGAGUCUGCCUGCCUCCCUAUCUCGUACCCCUCCUCUUCCUGCAGCGCCCCCUGCCCUCUCACCUCGCAGGCCCAGGCCAACCAAAACAAAGUUUCGGGCCAGGCCUCACUCUCACGUAGACAACAAUGGAGUUACACAUGCUGGGAUUCAGCAGUCAAGCAGCUUUUCAGGUAGUGAAAAGAAUAGGCUGUCACUGUACUGCAAGCCAGAGCACCUUACUACGCUACCUGCUAAAAGAGAUCACAGUCCUCUAAGAAAAAGUACAUUCACAGACGAGCUGCACAAACUUGUUGAUAAUUGGACAAAGGAGACAGUGAGCACCACCCCGCCUAAGCCUUCACUGAAUCAAAUUAAGCAGAUUCAGCAGGUGCAGGAGUUGGGAGGCUGGAGCCAGGGAACUGAGGUGGCUCCCCCAGGUUGGUUUCCAGUGGCACAGGCGCCCACAACCCCUGCCAGUUUGACUGUGGCACCCUCUUCCCAUUACACGGGUGGAGGAAGCCUGUCCACCCUGCACUCUCCAGGACCUCCACCACAAACACACUUGGCUCAAGUCCCGCAGAUGCAGCAAAGUUUACACCUUCAUCAGUCUCUCCCCCUCCAGCAGAUUAGCUAUCCACAGUCCCAACUCUGCCAGCAGAUACCACAGCCCCUGAUGCAAACUCCCAUGCAGUCUCAGUCUUUAUCACAGACACCACCCAUCGCCCAGCCUCAAAGCCAACCGCUGCUGCCUUCCCAAAUGCCCACAUCACCAGUGUCCACCGCUACAUCUUUGCUGCCUGGUAGUGGUACCGCUGCACCCACAGAUAGCGCUGCUGCUGCUGGUGGGGCAUUUUGCUCCUGUUCCUCCCCCUCUUCCACCUGUUCCUCAUCGUGCUCUACUGCUGCUCUACCUACCAGUGCCAAAAUUCACCAAACACCCCCCACCUCUACUCUUCCUCUGGGACAGAAAUGAAACCAGGUGAAGUGUGAGGCCAAUAUGAAGGUCCAAGAGAUGGACGUAAAGCAGAUCCAUUUAGAGUGUUAGUUCUGUGUACGUGUGCGAGAGUUGUGACUGCAAUGACAUAUGGGUUCUAGUGUACUUGUGGAUGUGAUGGGAAAUGAAUGUGAAAGAAAGGUGAUAGGUUGUAGCAUGUACAGGCAGAGGGUAAUGUGAAGCAUGGCUGGGGUUUCUGAAUCAGUAUUGAGCUGUAUAAAGUCUUUGAUGUAUGAGUGUGUGCAUUUAUGAGUGUGGGUGGAUUAUUUGAGUACAUAUCACUUCUGUCUUUGGACACAAAAUAACAUUAACGUUUUUGUUUGCAAACCAGCUCAGCGGGACCUGAAAUCUCCCUAAGCAGAGACGAGAAGGACAAAAUAUUUGCCGGUGUUGACAUUUUUCUUUGGAUUUGUCAAUGCUUACAGUGAAAGGACUAUCAAUUUUUAAAAGUGCAAUUAGUAAUGAUCAUCUAAAUUGAUCAGCACGUAUUGUUUUCAUUUGUCUUUAAGGCAUAAAAUAUUUUUGUAGAAGCACAAUGAUUAAUACCUGAUGCAUAGGGGAUUUUGUUCAUCAUAUUUUAAAACUGUAAGCCUACAGAUCAAGUGUUUCAAAGGCAAUCGGAAAAAAAACCCCAAACUGACAGCAGCAUGUUUCAGAGGUCAGCACUUAUCCGGCUAUCCAUUUAACUGCAGUGCAAACAAACACACUGUCGAGGUGUCGUGUACCUGUACAGCAUGUGCUUGAUUUUAUAUUGUUUUAUGUUUGUAACAAAAUUAAUAUGACCAGAUGAAUCCAUAAUAUGAUGGUAAAUUCAAAUCUGCCAUCUCUGUUCAGUAAAUAUUUGGGUGCAUUCAACCCAGGACUGCAUGAUUUUAUGGCUGGCUUGACUUGCCUAGUGCAAACUGCUUGCACUCGCUGUAUAUUCAUGAAUCUCACAGUUACUGUUUGCAGCCCACUGAGGUAACGAGUCAUAUACAUUUGCUUUCAAUAUGAUAUGAUUUCACAUUUGACAUUUUCCUUUAUUUCUGCUGCAUAUCAUCUAUACCAGUGCUGAAGAGGACGAUUUAAAAGGAAAAGAAAAAACUGCCAAGUUAUCAUUAACUAAAUUAUAAAGGUAUUCUCAUAUUGCCUUUUUCUAAAAAUACUGCAUUUUUGUGAGCGUGUGAGUUAAUUUUUUUCUGUGUGACAAAGUGUUGUAAUAGUCCUGGUAUAGUGCAUUAAUUCAUGCAUCAAAGCAGCCUCUCAAAUGUCACUGUAGUCAAGUGGAAUUGUUUACGCUGCCUAUGUUUUAGGCUUACUUUCUAAAAAAAGAAGAAGAAGAAGAAGAAAAGGAAAACAACAGAAACAAAACAAGUGAGCGCUUCAGUCAUACACCAGUUCUAAGUUUGAUCAACACCAAUGUGAGAUCCUCACAUGCUCAUGUGUCAGCUUUGUUUGGCAUUGUACAAAUUCCUUGUUUCAAUUGUGAGCAAUUUAAUUAUUAAAUAUAGCCUGUUUGAAUUCAACGAUCAGAAGAUGCAAUGUGGGCCUCUGUGCUUUAUGCACACAACUAAAGGUUUACUCGAGUCAAACAUCCUUCAUUUCUUGAUUUCUAAACUCAUUUUGUAGUUGAAGACAUUCAGAGUAAUAUAUCACCAGCAGAUAUAUUACUGUACACUCUGACAGCUUAUCAGCCAUACACACAUUAGACCAUCGAUGGUUAGGUGUUAAUACAUUUUUUUGGUCUAAUAAAUAGCCAGUAGUCAAAGCGGUAUUUCUGAUUUAUUAAUAAUAGAUUGUGUGCCACAGAAAACAUGUGAUUUAACAGACAAAGACUGCUAAAUGUAAAUCAAAGGCAUGAAACACGAGUGGUUAAGAGGAAUAGUUCAUGCCAAGUGGUAUGGUUGUUCAGAAGCGGCAUAAUCUAGAAUAUAAAUUUACAGUACUCAGUAUGUGUUGCUUUUCAAGACUACCCACAUUUUCACAGAGAUGUACUGUAGUUCAUUAUUAGUGAAGGUGUGUGUGUUGUCAUGUCUGAUACUAACAUGCAUCUAACAAGCUACAGCUUAAUGAUUAUGACUCAUGAAGAGAAGCUGACUUUGUCCUUGAAGUGUUACCAAAAUGUGAUCGAAAAGACAAAGAUUAUUUUUGUAUUUUGGAAUGAGGUUGUACAAAUUGUAAAAUUGUGUUCUCCCCACUACAAAUCAGAGGUUAUUUGAAACUAGAAAACUGGUUUUCAUCCAUGUUUACAUGGGACUCCCUGUCUUGCUCUAACUCUGACAGGCGAAGCUCAUUCCGGAUCAUAUUCAGAUCAUUUUUGGUUAUUUUGCCAUCAUAUUUUAGUUUUGAACCACUGCAGCCCAGAUGGUACAUAAAGUAAUGACACCUCACCUUCCCACUGAGCUUUAGGUCACAUUAAAUUAAAUUAAAAUAAAAUUAAUACAAAUUAAACAGAAAAUCUGGGGGCUCCCAAAAUGACACGAUUGAGAACCAUGGUUAAAAAGUACAUUUGGGCAGAAAAGAAAACUAAAGGAAUAAUGUAUGUUGCGGGUGAUUUAGCCUCUGUAAAUUCUAACUAAUUCAUCUGUUGAUUUUAUUUAUGUUUUGUAACUAAUCAAAAUAAAUGAUGUCAAACAUCAAAUGACACCAGUGUAUAGGAGGUUUAUUUGUACCGUAAGUUCACUGGGCACGUGGGAUGUUCAUAUAUAUGCUAUAUAUAUGUGUUAUUAUGAUGAUAAAACACAAUAAUCAUUUGUAAAACAAGUAAAACCUGGGCUACAU